Aethalodelphis obliquidens (Pacific white-sided dolphin) is the source of this 1056-nucleotide messenger RNA. It is a transcript of the gene GSTP1, whose product is annotated as glutathione S-transferase pi 1. The record is from RefSeq and is a predicted model, not a curated record. The coding region runs from base 43 to 753 and encodes 236 amino acids. Gene Ontology annotation, molecular function: glutathione transferase activity. Lineage: Eukaryota; Metazoa; Chordata; Mammalia; Artiodactyla; Delphinidae. The transcript is spliced from 7 exons. Gene Ontology annotation, biological process: glutathione metabolic process. Gene Ontology annotation, cellular component: cytosol.
GGUCCUCCCCACUUCCUGCCGCACUUGCACUCCGCCGCCGUCAUGCCGCCCUACACCAUCGUCUACUUCCCGACCCGAGGGCGCUGCGAGGCCCUGCGCAUGCUGUUGGCCGACCAGGGCCAGAGCUGGAAGGAGGAGGUGGUGACCAAGGAGUCCUGGUUGCAGGGCCCACUCAAGGCCUCCUGUCUGUACGGGCAGCUCCCCAAGUUCCAGGAUGGAGACCUCAUUCUGUACCAGUCCAAUGCCAUCCUGCGACACCUGGGCCGCUCCUUUGGGCUCUACGGCAAAGACCAGCGAGAGGCGGCGCUGGUGGACAUGGUGAAUGACGGUGUGGAGGACCUCCGCAGGCACUGCAGCCGCAUCAUUCAUCGCGGCCACGUGAGCAGGCCGGGCUUGCACUCAGGGCCGGCGCUGGGGGGCUGCCCGGGCCGCCACGGGCAGCGCUCCCUUUCACAGGAGGAGGACAAGGCCCAGUAUGUUCUGGAGCUGCCGGGGCACCUGAAGCCUUUUGAGAGCCUGCUGUCCCAGAACCGAGGGGGGCAGGCCUUCAUCGUGGGCGACCAGAUCUCCUUCGCAGACUACAACCUGCUGGACCUGCUGCUGAGUCACCAGGUCCUGGUCCCCGGCUGCCUGGAAUCCUUCCCCCUGCUCUCGGCCUACGUGGCCCGCCUCAGCGCCCGGCCCAAGCUGCAGGCCUUCCUGGCCUCCCCGGAGCACGUGAACCGCCCCGUCUUUGGAAGCCGCAAGAUAUGAACCCGCUUGGCCUCCCCUGGCAGACGGGCUGCCCUUGGGACCAAUAAACACGGAUUUGGAACCAAUCUCCUACCCCUUGAGUAUGACUGGACUUAGUGACCUGUUUCUAAUCACAUGUGUGGAAGAGAUGGUUGUGGGAUGUGCAGGACGAGGUCGUGGAAGGUUCUGUGGCUUGCUCCUGACUCCCGCUCUUGGGUCACCAGACACCCAUCGUGAAGACACUCAAGCAGCCCUGGUGAUAAGGAACUGAGGCUUCGUGCCAAAGCCAGCACUAAAUCACCAUCCAUGUGAGCAAACUGUCUA